UUGUGAAUGUUAUGGGAUCAUCAUUAACAAAAAUUUUUAGUGUAUCUAAAAUGGCGAGCUCUCCAGACGUACAACAGUUCAUCAAAACUGCUAUUUCCCAAGAUAAAGUUGUGGUGUUCUCGAAAUCUUAUUGUCCAUAUUGCAAACUGGCUAAGGAUGUUUUCAAUAAAGUGAAGCAGCCUAUCAAGGUCUAUGAACUUGACCACCGUGAUGAUGGUGAUGUCAUUCAGAAUAAUUUGCAACAAAUUACUGGAUUUAGAACAGUACCUCAGGUAUUCAUUAAUGGAAAUUGUGUUGGUGGAGGCUCUGAUGUAGACAAAUUAUACAAUUCCGGUAAAUUACAACCCAUGCUGAUUGGAUAACUUUAAAUUAAUUUACAACACAAUAUUAUAUAAAUAUUUGUUAUGCUUUUAAAAGUAAUGCAUUGUUAUUAAAAAGUCAUAAAAUUUGCGUUAUGGGGUACAAUAAGGUAAAUGCCUUUAAUAUGGUAUAUCUUUAUACACUAAAAUAAACAAUUUCAUUUAUAGUUGCAAAUAAUUAAUAUAAUGAAA
This is a messenger RNA of Achroia grisella, 551 nucleotides long. RefSeq lists its product as uncharacterized. Gene Ontology annotation, biological process: cellular response to oxidative stress. Gene Ontology annotation, molecular function: glutathione disulfide oxidoreductase activity. The record is from RefSeq and is a predicted model, not a curated record. The transcript is spliced from 3 exons. Gene Ontology annotation, cellular component: cytoplasm. The coding region runs from base 12 to 362 and encodes 116 amino acids. NCBI's taxonomy places the organism in Eukaryota, Metazoa, Arthropoda, Insecta, Lepidoptera, Pyralidae.